GUAAAACCGGAGUUACGGAGGAAAACGUGGCAAAUUUACUACCAGCCGCGGAUCAGUUUUGCGUCGAUGGAAUGAUAGAAGAUUGCAGCCAUUUUUUAAUCGAGAGGAUGAACUGCGAGAAUUGCAUCGGCAUCGGACAAUUUGCGAGAUGUUACUUCGUAUUUAGUCUGGAGACAACAGUAUAUUGGUACUUGAUGAGCCAUUUUGUCGAAGUAGUUCGGAAGAGUGAAGACUUCUUGGAAUUGCCUCUGCAAGAUGUUAUUAAAUUGCUGAAUUCUGACAGAAUCAAUGUGCGCAGCGAAGAGACAGUUUGGGAAGCUGGCAUCCGUUGGAUAGACCACAAGGCAGAUGAGAGGCGGCAAUACAUUGAUUCUAUAAUGAGAUGUGUCCGACUUGGUUUACUUGACACUCAGUACUUCAUUGAAAAAGUCAAGAAGCACCACAUGCAAUUUCGUGUUUUGCCUUGCAAAGUACGUAUGACCGAUCCCUUUGGUCCUCGAGCUUACCACAAACUGGCGGUCAUCGGAACUGACAUCUACGUCAUCGGUGGCUUUGAUGGUCUUAACUACUUCAACGACUGCCUUCGGUUUAAUGUUGUCACUAAAGAAUGGUCAGAAGUGGCUCCGAUGCAAUGCAAAAGGUGUUACGUAAGUGUAGCUUGUUUGAAUAACGUUAUAUACGCGAUAGGAGGCUAUGAUGGACAUUAUAGGCAGAAUACAGUGGAGAGAUACGAUAUCAAGACAAAUCAAUGGACAUUUGUUGCCCCCAUGAAUGUUCAGCGGAGUGAUGCGGAUGCUACAACUUUGAACGAUCGUAUUUACGCUGUGGGUGGCUUCAGUGGCAAUGAAUGUUUGGCGUGCGGGGAAUAUUACGAUCCGAUUACUGACCAGUGGUCACUUUUAACUUCUAUGAGUCAGAGAAGAUCUGGAGUGUCUGUCAUAGCUCACCGUGGUUGCAUAUUUGCUCUGGGUGGAUUCAACGGUCUGUCAAGGCUUAAAGAUGGGGAAAAGUAUAAUCCCUUAACAGAUGAAUGGUAUAAUAUUGCAGAAAUGAGUUAUCCAAGAAGCAACUUUGCCGUCCAA
Messenger RNA from Parasteatoda tepidariorum (common house spider), 1082 nucleotides. Lineage: Eukaryota; Metazoa; Arthropoda; Arachnida; Araneae; Theridiidae. The record is from RefSeq and is a predicted model, not a curated record.